This is a messenger RNA of Podarcis lilfordi (Lilford's wall lizard), 3242 nucleotides long. Lineage: Eukaryota; Metazoa; Chordata; Lepidosauria; Squamata; Lacertidae. The record is from the annotation of a GenBank genome assembly.
CCAGGCCUCAAACUGUCCAAAAUUCCUUUUGUCUUCUAAAAAUCCAAAACAGCUUUUCUCUGCUCUUCUCUGAUUUUCUCACAAGAUGCUGUGGCAAGGGCAAACCGUUACUUUUUAUCAGUACAAGAAUGCUUCAAAAAGCUAAUGAAUAGACUCUGUCAGAGCAGGCCUGAGACUGACUUUUAUCUCACUCUAGUUGCAACAUCUUUGGACAUGCUGAACUACUCUCAUUCCCCCUUUCCUGGGAAGGGUGCCAAGAGGCCACAAUAGUCCCAAGACAGCUUUCUGUACAUGCUCAGGAACCUCAACAUGGGGCAGGCCUCUGGAAGAAGGAGGAGAAAGGAGGAGGGAACUGGAAGGGGUAUAUAUGCUUGUGCACAUGAUUGUGAACUCGUGCAUGCUUUUUGUGAACUAUCACACUUGCUCCUUCUACUAGUUCAUGGAUGGUAGAAAUAAAAAGCCUUUUCUCCAAAACUAUUCCUUGAGUGUCUGUUGACUCCCACUUCCCUUUCCCAGGCGCAAUAUUUUUCCCACCCGAGGGCAAAGCCUCAUAAGGCUACAUUUUCUUGGUGCGUUUGGCCGGGAAAAACAGAUUCCCUGAGGAUAAGGGAUGUGGGUUCAAGGCGUCCCUGUGGUGAACAGCUCGGUUCGUGUCAGCAGUUCCAGUGCACAUCCUGCCAAGUUCGGGGGAGGAAUUGCCCCCCGUUCCCGAGUGGACACACUGCAAGGACCGGAGAAAAAGCAACGGCCGAAAGAAGGUACCUCGAGGAACAAGGUAGGCUCCACAGGGUAUAGGUGGAAGCAAACAAACAGGGCCUGAUCAACCCGACCAGUAGGGCAGAAAAAGUGCCACUGGUUUUGGUGUCGCCCAGAAAAAGCAGUAAAGGGUGCUGCUGGGCCCCGGUCGAAGUCUAAGCGCUGCCGGUUGGUUGGUUGGUUUUGGUAAAAAAAGGGGAUUUGGGGAGGUGCAUGGGUUUUUCUGAAUGUGCGUGUGGGGACACUCCAGUGAAUGUUUUGAGUGUGUGAGACGUUGGAAGCAACGUGUGGUCUGUGACUGAGUGAGAGAAAUGACGUUAGGAGGAGGGAGUGUCCCAGUGUCCCAAGUGUUCCAGGGUUCCAGGGUCAUGGAGAAAAAGCAGUAAAACAACUCCCACGACCCCCCCCCCCCUGCAAUGUUUUUUCCUGAAAAAAAAAUUGGACAGACGCCACAAAAGGGAGAAGAUUGGGGAUUUUUUAAAAAAAACCUUAAGAAAAAUAGACUCCAAACACUUAUGUGAAGUUCCUGACCGUCCCCCAUGGCUUAGGAAAAGUAGAACUGUGAAAGCCAAAACUGUGCCCAGUAUGGCAGCAAGUACAAGUUAGAAAAAAAACAAACCAGCAGUCUUGCCAGACCCAGAAGACAAAGGAGGAAGGAGUAAUCUGGCCCCCUCCAACCUACGCACCAACUGCACCCGUUGCUGCACAAGGGUUGCCAAAUCUGGGAGCAGAUGAGUGAGGGCACUGGUCCUUUCCCCCUGCCCAGAAGAACACAGGUCCUUCCCCCCUUGCCCGGGCUAAGGAUACCCAACCCCCAAGAAAAGAGACUGAGGAAGAAAGAGUAGAGGAAGUUGAGAAUGGUGAAAUUCAGGAGGAAUCAGGUGAAAUGGACAAGCAGACAGUCCAAAAGAGUAUUUCAGUAUGUGAAUUGGCAGAAAGAAAAGAGCAGAAGAUUUUUAAAGAGCCACGUGAGAUACAGCCAGGAAGCAAUCCAAAAGAGUGAGCUGGAUGUGGCUUCUUGAGUUCUAGAAGCAGCACAAUGCAAGGAUGUGAAUUGACAGAAAGAAACAGAAGGGAAGGCUUUGAGAGCCGCAUGGGACAGAACUGUUAAAAAAAAGAGACAAUUAAAACCCGAGGGGUUAAAAUCCCUAGGAUUACAAUAUUGACCAUUGAGAAAAUCUGCAAGAUACAUGCCCUCAGGGCAGCGGACAAUACUGAUGUUGCAAUUGAGGCAGCUAAAACUCCACUUUGAUGGCCCCACCCCACCGAGUGUACGACCUCCUGGAGUCAUCCGACGCCCAGGACCACGGACCUCCAAGCACCCUAAAUCAGAAUCCUUCUUUCGAAGAGGACCUGGCCAAAAUAAUUAGGGGUUUGUCUUGAAACAGCCAGAGAGGAGGAUGGCACUUAGAGCCGGCAAGCAGCCAGCAGCCAAAAAUGUAAUCCCGGAGGGUGUCCACGGGAGGGGCAGAAGACGCCUAGGGAAGAAACCAGUGCGCCAUCUGCAGGCAAGAGGGUCACUGGAAAAUGGAAUGCCCACAGGCCCCACGCCCGACACACCCCACCCCCACAGGCUGGGAACAAUAAGAUUUCUCAAAAAUGAUUUCUUCUCAUCUCUGUUCUUGCUGAAAGACUGUUGCAGCAAAGUAAGUGAACUAACUGUUUCUAACAUUCAUUCAUGCAAGUAACAGGACAUCACCUUUUUUUUUCCUCCUUGUGCCAGGCGCUUGGAGUAGUUUAUCUUUUGGCAGCUAUCUCAGAAGGACACUGCUGCAUUCAGCCAGCUACUCUGACCUGCUACUGCCUGGAGCCAAUUAGGAUUUACAGUCAAGCGACAUAAAUCCGAAGGCCAAGGGUUACCCACCCCCUUGCCCCAAGCACUAACCUGGAAAAGUGCCUUUCUUAAAAAAGCAAGUGAACGCUUUCUGUGAACUUUGUCAAAAGUAUUUUUCUUUUUAAGGUGCAAUUUUACUCUGAAAAAGGAGCCGCAGCAUAACAUAGGAACUGAUACUUUGAGGAAUUUGAAACUUUGCCAGAAGCAAGGAGUGCACUGUUCUUUCUACAGACACUGGCAAAUGAACUGAAAUUUGCAACAUAGCUUAAAGCUCUGAAAAAAAUAGAGCAGAGAAAAAGACUUUUAAAAAUCGCAGCUGGCAAGAAACUUAACCCAAGAAAAAAAGGACUGUCAAAAUAGGGUUGCCAUGUUAACCUCCUGCACUGUUCCACGUGUGAAGUCUUCCUGCCACAUACCCUAGAACUAUACCAAUGUGCAAAAUGUUAUCUAUCAAUGCGCAGUUGCUGCCGUGUCUGUUUUUCUCUUCUCUUGACAGGUGAACCGGCCAGAGACUGUCCUGUUAUCUACAGCUGUUAAGGACGCCGGCAUCUGUGACACCUGAUCUACACCGGCCCCUUCGACUCACCCCAGACAUCGCUCCAGCAUUGUUGGAAGGGACCCGAGAUGCCCAACGCCCGUGAGAUGACCACCC